Molecule: messenger RNA, 694 nt
Organism: Alnus glutinosa
Lineage: Eukaryota; Viridiplantae; Streptophyta; Magnoliopsida; Fagales; Betulaceae
Product: large ribosomal subunit protein P3
Exons: 2
Coding region: 92-463 (123 amino acids)
Cellular component (GO): ribosome
Molecular function (GO): structural constituent of ribosome
Source: RefSeq, a predicted model, not a curated record
AGGCUGUGCGCAACUCCAUCACCAUCGAAGCCGUCAAACACACACAAGCCCUCCCUCUCUCUUUGUUAAGGAACUAGGGUUUCGGUCCGCAAUGGGAGUGUUCACGUUCGUGUGCAGGAACUCCGGCGACGAGUGGACGGGCAAAUCGUUGUCGGGGGACCUGGAGGCGUCGGCAGGGUCCACCUUUGAGCUCCAGAGGAAGCUCGUCCACACCGCUCUCUCCGCCGACUCCUCCGGUGGAGUCCAGUCCUCCUUCUCCUUCGUCACCCCCACCUCCGGAGUCUUCCAGGUGAUUAUUGGCGGUGCCAGCGGUGGUGCUUUCAUUGGAGGAGGUGGAGCAGCUGCGGCAGCUCCUGGAGGAGGUGCGGCACCAGCUGCUGAAGCAGAAAAGAAAGAAGAGAAGAAGGAAGAGAAGGAUGAAGAGAGUGAUGAGGGAGACAUGGGAUUCUCACUCUUUGAUUAGAGCAUUUCUCAGUAGCCAUCGAGUUAUCUAUUAUCUUAUUAUGGUUUGGUUUUAGUUCUAUCUUUUUUGUUGGGUCCUUGCGACUUAUUAAUACCAUUAGAUCUUGUUAAUUGGGAUGAUAUGAUCAAGGGACAUGAUAAUUUUUUGUGCUGAGAUAUCUUUGUUGGACAAUUCAAGGGCUGUCUGCAUUUUAAGCUUCUCAAUUGAAAAUGAUUGUUUCUUCCUAGGCUA